This is a messenger RNA of Phialemonium atrogriseum, 2917 nucleotides long. Its product is annotated as anaphase-promoting complex subunit 5-domain-containing protein. Gene Ontology annotation, biological process: positive regulation of mitotic metaphase/anaphase transition; anaphase-promoting complex-dependent catabolic process; protein K11-linked ubiquitination. The transcript has 3 exons. The record is from RefSeq and is a predicted model, not a curated record. Gene Ontology annotation, cellular component: anaphase-promoting complex. Lineage: Eukaryota; Fungi; Ascomycota; Sordariomycetes; Cephalothecales; Cephalothecaceae. Bases 429 to 2786 code for a protein of 785 amino acids. Gene Ontology annotation, molecular function: protein binding.
UCGGUGCUGCGGUGAGUGGUCGCGGUGAAGGCCGCCGAGGAAUUUCCGUCCCCUCACCGGGGUCCCGCCAAAUCACGACGCAGCGCGCACAUUACGCGCCUGUAUAUUCCGAGCUUUCAGAACCAUCAAAUUUCUAAUUCAAUUGCCUGGGAAAUUCAGGCCUACCAACCUAGCACAAGUACUUACCAAAUAUGAAUUGGCAAUAACUUGGAAAGCCAACUUGUGCCUUCCAAACGGGGACCACGAGAGACGCGGAAGCAGCGAUGUUGUCACUUCAAUCUCUGUCAGCUUCAUUCACGCCAGGCGCGUUACAAUAGUACACAGGAAACGAGCGAGUGAGCUGGUAAGCUCAUCCAACUGCCUCGGAUGAGAUGAACUUGCGAUUCAUCGUAUGAAAACACUCGAGGCUCGCUCCCGCCUCCUGCGAAAUGUCUCGAUAUCUCAAUCCAGCCAGGAUUGGCUUACUCUCCCUCAUCGAACUCUACACAGAGGAGGCUGUCCCAAAUGACGCCAGUCUCCCAGUUCUAUCCUUCAUCGCGUCUCAUUUGCUCGAUACCAACCUCACGGUUACGCCAUCUGGUUCUAAUGAUCGGCGGGCCACAGCCGAGAGCACAAUUCGGCUGGUAACCUCGAUCAAGGACUUUGAACAACUCCUCAGCCCGUUUCCUGCCGCUGUCGGACUCCCUGGUCGGCGCCUGUGGGACAUAUUUUUACACAAGAUAUGGAAAAUCGACUCUCUUGACGCCUUACAUGCAUUUUUCAGCCAGUCGCAGUUGUUGCUCGCGGAGAACAGACCCCAGCUCUCGGAGCAGGAUGAUAUACCUCCCGGAAUACGCCUCUCUCGCAAUUCACCGUUCGGGACAUUUGUCCGGCGAUCCCAGCUCGAGUUCCAAAGGCUGCGAUUCCACGACGUGACCGAAUUGUGGAAGGAUUUCGUCAAAUACCGGCAGCCCACGGCGGGAUAUUUCAGGCGCCGCAAUCCGUCAUUUGGAAGGCUCAGCUUUGACAACGUGCUCCUGACAGGCGAGCACGAAUGGGGCGACAGCACUGGUGCCCUCGCCUCGGUGGCUUACGGAGAUAUUCUCACGGGUGACUUGGAUGCUACAGUGCCCGCCAGCUCCGACGAUGUUGAGCGCCUGCUGGAGUUCCAGGUCGACCAAAUGCAGAAGUAUGGCACACGAAUACCACCAGAGAUCAAAGCCAAGUUCCAGGAGAUACUGCGUGACAGCUAUCUAGUCCCGAGUCUCACCCAUUACCUCAGCUACUUGGAUGCGUGGAAAUCCGGCGACUAUCCAUCGUCGUUUGAAUACCUGUACCGAUAUUUCGACUACACAAUGCAGAACAGAGACCGACUCUUCUACCAGUACGCAUUGCUAAACCUGGCCGCACUUCAGGCCGACUUUGGCUGUUACAAAGAGGCUGUCUCCGCAAUGCUCGAGACCGUCUCGACAGCUAGAGAGAACAGGGACAUGGCUUGCUUGAACUACUCCCUGAACUGGCUCUUCCACUUUGGACGAGCGCAUCCGCGGCUUGUGGGCGACCUCGAGUCCAAGAGCAUGCUCGGCACCGCCCAGGAGAGCCUCGCGUUUCUGCGCGUGAAAGCCAGAGAGACCGACAUGUGGGUUCUUUGGAGCUCUGCCCUGCUGAGCGAGGCGAGGAUGAUUCUGUCCAACGGGGACAGUGUGGCGACUGCCAUGGAGCAUAUCGUCCGAAGCUCCCAGCUGAUCGUCGAAAAGAACAUGAAGGGGAUGAUGAGUGCACAGUUGUCACUCAACACCGCAGUAUGGGAUAGGCUAGGCAUUGCCUCUCUGUCAGCCAUGACCUGCGAGGCCUUCCUCCGCUGCCAUGCCAGGAACUCCAACUUUGAGGACGAGCUCAGGGUCACUUGUCGCCUCGCCAGCCAUCUUGCUGACAAGGGCAAGUACAACGAGGCAUUUGAGAAGCUCGAGGCCGUCGAGGCCAACUCUCUACGGUCCUCGAGGGUGAAACAGUACUGGCAGAAGAUGCGCGGCAUCCUCAAGCUCAGCCAAGAGCUCCAUCGCAACAACCUAGACGGCGCCGAAUACCUGCUCUCUCAGCUCCUUCAAUCCAAAUCGGAAGAUCUCGAACCGGACCUGAGGUUCGUCAUGGACUCGCUACACAUCGACAGCCUCAUCCGCCGGGGCGAUCUACCGGCCGCAUUCGACAAGGUCGACGGCCUCAUCAGCUCGCUCCAGGACGAAGACAAGGAUAUAUCGAUUCGCAUCCGCCUCCUGCUCGCCAAGGCCCGCCUCUUCGACCUUGCCGGCCGGCCGCAGAAGGGCUUCACCAUCAGCAUGCGCGCCGCCGGCCUGGCCUGGCGCGCCCGCCUGCUGCCGGAGCUCUGGCAGGCCACCGGCGCCGUCGCCAACGUUCUGACGUCGCUCUCCGAGUUUGGCGCCGCCGCGCGCCUCCUCGUCGCCGCCAUUCCGCGCUGCCUCGAGUCGGACUCGGACGCCGCCGCGGCGUCCCUCUACAGCCUCCUCGCGGACGCGCACAUGGGCACCGCGGGCACGCUGGUGGUGCCGGCUGCGGCGGGAGGGGGAGGGAAGGCGACGAACAGGCGCACAGAGUUCCUCACGCGAGCCCACGAGGCGCUCGACUCGGCGUUUGCGCACUUCUCGGCCGUCGGGGACGUGGAGGGGCAGUGCGAGAUGCUGACCAAGAGCGCGACGGUCAUGAGGGCCGUCGGGGACGACGUGCUCGCUGAGCAUUACGCGGCCAGGUACCUGGUGCUGAGGAGGGAGGCGGAUAUGAGGAGUACGUGAGGAUGGGGGCGCUGGUUUCCCUCCCCCGUGGAGGUUUGGGAAAGUGUGGGCAAGACAAGGGAGAUAUCGGGUGUAGUCAUUGUGUGAAGCUUAGGGGGACGGGGGGCUCGGUUCUGCUAUUCAGUUGGGGG